AUGAGUGAAUCAAAUAGUGAACCUGCACAAGAAAAUGUUGAUGUUGAUGUUAGUGAAUUCUACAAUGGAAGAAACGUAGAAGAUCUUGCGGAUGAAUUACUAUGUCCCGUAUGUGACUUUCAUAUGGAACCUCCCAUUGUGCAAUGUACAGUGGGUCACCACUUUUGCAAGGAAUGCUCCGAACUCUUUUGCUAUUGCGCUAAGUGUUUUUCUCCAAAGGCAGAAACCAGGAACUAUUUUCUGGAACAACUGUAUUUCAAGGUCAACCUGCCGUGCAAAUACGCUUGCUAUGGAUGCGAGUUCAAAUGCAAAAGCGACAAAUUGAAAGAUCACGAAGCAAUUUGUACGUACACAUUGAGGAUAUGCCCUUUUAUCUUCACUUCAUUGUGUAGUUGGAAUGGGAUAAUUUAUGAUAUCGAAGAACAUUGCGACGAUUUGCACCAUUGCAACGUGCUGAAAGGUUCAGAGAAUAAAAAUUAUUUCUUUAAUUUUGACAUAUUUAAGGGUGGCUAUUCGAUGUUCAUGAUUUUUGCAUUGAAUUCUCUAUUUCGCUUAACGUUAUAUGUGGAUGAUGAUAAAAGUAUGCUUAAAUUCUCUACUAGUUAUCUUGGGCAGAAACUUGAUAAUAAUAGAUAUUCGUACGAAGUUAAAUUCUUAAAAAAUGGUACUGAUAAAGCCGCCAUUACAUUGAAAGCUGUUUGUCCGUUUUUAAAUGAUCAUACUAAACCAUUUGCUGGUCAUUAUUUAACUAUGCCCGUAAACGUGCUGGAACCAUUUUGUGACAAUAACGGUGAUCUAGUUUAUGUGAUCAAGAUUAUUGAUAAUGGCGAAAAUUCAGCUCUCUCUCAACCAUCUACUAGUAAAAUGUCUUUAUAA
This is a messenger RNA of Psylliodes chrysocephalus, 876 nucleotides long. The record is from the annotation of a GenBank genome assembly. Lineage: Eukaryota; Metazoa; Arthropoda; Insecta; Coleoptera; Chrysomelidae.